AUGGCCCGGUCCCACAAGGUGGAACUGGCCGAGGCCCUGCAGAUGGGUCCCAACUGGAGACACCUCUGCUAUGUACUACUCUACGCGCCCAACCCAGGGAUGAUCUUCGGCCGCAUCCCGCUGCGGUACACCGUGCUGAUGCAGAUGCGCUUCGAUGGACGCCUGGGUUUCCCAGGCGGCUUUGUGGAAACUCAGGACAGGAACCUGGAGGACGGGCUGAACCGAGAGUUGCGCGAGAAAUUGGGAGAGGCGGUGUCUGCCUUCCGCGUGGAGCGCACAGAUUACCGGAGCUCACGCGCUGCGACAAAAACACAUGUAGUGGCCCACUUCUACACCAAGCGUCUAACCCUAGAGCAGCUGGAGGCUGUGGAAGCUAGCGCACCACGAGCGAAAGACCAUGGGCUGGAGGUGCUGGGCCUUGUGCGAGUGCCUUUGUAUACCCUACGGGAUGGUGUGGGAGGCCUGUCUGCCUUCCUGGAGAAUUCCUUUAUUGGCAAUGCCCGGGAGGAGCUACUAGGAGCCCUCCGUGACUUAGAAAUUCUGGAACCUGGCUCUUUCUCAGGACUUAAAACCCCAGCUCUUCACUAAAUGCAACCUUCCAAGGACCCAUGGAACCUGAGACUAGGACCUUGGUACUAGGGAUGGAGAGAUGGAGGGAUUGAGGCAAAGGGGAAUGUUUUCUCUUCUGGGCCUGAGAGAUGAUACCAGAUUAAAAGGAGAUGUGUGUGCAAUUUGUUUUGAGCAGAUGGCUUUCCCAACUCUUUGCAUCAGGGGCAGAAAUCCAUAGCUCAUCCCAGUGGUCCUGGCAGAUUCUCAGGGUCUGCUUCCUCUUUGUGCACGUGCACACACAGCUUGGAAACCUCAGGCUUGCCCAUGUACAGCCUGUGACCACACACAACCUGACCCUCUGUCCCAUGAUGUCCAGGUUAACCAGGAAGUGGCAUGUGUGUGGCUGGCCUUGUCACCCUCCCUGCCCCUUCCUGAGGAGGGGCUCCCCCUCUCCUGGAUGGCUGCUCUCCGGGGUCUAGCCCAGUCCAUGUUCACUGGGGAGGGCAGAGGCAGAGGACCCUCUGCUCCCUGAGAUGCCCCCACCCUUACCUGAGGGGUGACCAUAGCUGUGGGCUCCUGAAAGUGGCGGAGUUCCUAAUGGAUACCUCACCCUUUCUUCCCUUGAAGAUGAGCAUAAGUGGUCACACAGUCUCAAGGUCUUCUUGAACUGAUCAUGGAGCUGUCACUCAGUCCUAGUGUCUGGCCUCCAGGGCUUUUAUCUAUUAGCUGCCUUAGUCUCUGAGGAAGGGAACUGUCCGGGUCCCUGUUUAGCCCUUCCCUGUCAAAAGCCUUCCCAGAACUGAUAGCUGGGCCUUGAGACCUUCUGUUGUUUCAAAAGUUAGGUAACUACUAAAUGCCAGCUAUGGCAAACGGUACAGAAAGCCAUCU
Molecule: messenger RNA, 1437 nt
Organism: Sciurus carolinensis (gray squirrel)
Lineage: Eukaryota; Metazoa; Chordata; Mammalia; Rodentia; Sciuridae
Product: U8 snoRNA-decapping enzyme-like
Exons: 3
Coding region: 1-588 (195 amino acids)
Biological process (GO): mRNA catabolic process; sno(s)RNA catabolic process
Cellular component (GO): nucleus
Molecular function (GO): phosphodiesterase decapping endonuclease activity; snoRNA binding
Source: RefSeq, a predicted model, not a curated record